CUGAUCUGAUGGGACAAGAUCCUGAUGAGGACACAACUGCACCUCAUAACAAAACUGGUCAGAGGAAGCAUUCAGAGGGGGUUUUAUCAGUAGAUAUACAUGCAAUAGGAGAGAAGAGACACUUUAUGUGGGAAACAGGGGCUACAAGCCUGGAAAAUGACUCACCUGAAGCGGUUCCGAAGUAUCCCCAUGUCGAAGUCAAUGAGGAGUUUGUGUAAAGAGGAAGACUAUGCAUUUCUGGGAACAUCAGGAGGCUUCACUAAAAGCUCCACAGAAAACAAGGUGCAUUUGGAGGACGACUGGAAGGAAAACAAAGAUGCAAGGGCCCGCCGGCGUUUGGCAUGGGAGCAGCAGGAAAGAGAACGACUCAGAGCAAUAGAGGAAAGCAAGAAGGAAAAGGAGCAGCAGUGGAGGACUCACAUAGCAGAGGUGACCUGCAGCCAGGAAAAGACUCUGCAGGACCGGCUGACCAGAAUCCACAGAUUCAGGGAGUUCCAAAGGAAGAUAUUAGCAGAGGAGGAAGGGAUGGAAGGCCUGGCUGCUGACCAACUAUUCACAAAGAUGUAGAGGCUUCACAGGAAACCUGGAGAUUUGCUUUAAUCGCCUUAAAUAUGACUGGAUGUGAGCAUUUAAAAAAUGGCAGGGUGUUGUGAAAUUGUAGAGAAGUAAUAAAUUUAAGUUAAUAAGACUAGAUUCUAAAGGAUGAGCUGAGUUUUAGCGCAAAAUAUAAGAAAAAAAGUAAGAAAUCUUUAAAAGUGUAGUUAUUAUGUCCAGGCAGGACUUUAUAACUUAAUCUAAUAACUUAUACAAAUUAUAGGACCUUAUACAAACUUCAAAGUGAUGCAAAGAAAAAAAAGUUAAAAACGCUUCAUUUCUAUUUAUUCGUGCAUAAAGAGAGAAGAAUCCUUAAGCUAUUAACUGUAUUUUAAAACAAUCCCAUCAGCCCAGAAUUAGCCAUAAAUAGAUGGACAUUUGACAUGUUCAAAGGUUUUAACAUUUGAUGUAAACUCCAUCAAUGUUUGUUUUUUCCACCAAGUUUUACAAGGACUCAAUGUAUAUGUUUUAAAAGCUGCUGCAAUGAUUUUGAAUCUGUUUUUACUCUGGUAACACAACAGCGGUCCAAGAUCCAUUCCCUCUCUGGCUUCAGAUGAGAAAAAAAAAGUGUUUCUGAGUUACAGUGCCGCCUGGAUUUGUAUGGAAAACAGAAAACAAGCAUUAAAACUCCUAUCUGCAUUUCAGUCCUA
This is a messenger RNA of Cyprinodon tularosa, 1244 nucleotides long. RefSeq lists its product as uncharacterized. Bases 157 to 567 code for a protein of 136 amino acids. The transcript is spliced from 6 exons. The record is from RefSeq and is a predicted model, not a curated record. NCBI's taxonomy places the organism in Eukaryota, Metazoa, Chordata, Actinopteri, Cyprinodontiformes, Cyprinodontidae.